UGUCGGUACGCAGCCAAAUAGUCAGGUGACAGCGUCAAACUUGUUGACGUUCGUCAUCGGAUGUAUGUGGAAGGUCUGCAAAUCGCAGCAACGGGAAAUAAAUAUUAUUUGUGGCCGUUUCUGAUUGCAUUUAUUUGUUUCGUCGUAUGUUAAAUACGGCCCUGCAGUAUUUAGUUGGCAGCUGAGUCAAAAUUAAAAGUGCUUGUGAUAUUCUUGAAUCGUGUUUUAGUCGCUUACUACAUGCGAUCGUUGUUGAUAUUUUGAUACACCUCAUCAUCAUCAUCAUCAUCAUCGACAUCAUCGGCAUUGGACUGAACGCUCUAUCAAUCCGGUUCGUACAAGUGUGUUUGGAGAAAGUGUUUUGAAAACACAUUUUUACCGAAAGUUUGGCUAUCUACCUCUCGUGCGUAUUCUGCUAAGGAUUGUUCGUGGCGAUCCAAAUUUCUAACCAUUUAAAAACAGUUAAUAUCGCAAAACAUUAAACUAUACAAUAACUUCUAUAUACAUUUACGGUAAUCUAUUGCACGGGUGCAAUUGGAUCUACCGAACUACACUCUAGCAAUCAGUGUUAUCUGAAAAUCUCUGCUACGUUUAAAGUGAACCUCGGUGAGAUUGUGCAAAGUGAGAAUUCGGUAGCGACGUCACGAUGGCUUCCAAUGUUCCUCCGGGUGGAAAAAGUGACACGUCACGGAAACCACCUGUGAUAAAGAAUCCAUUGCUUAGCUCCCAGGUUACCGGACUGACGCUGGACGAUUUUGCGCCGGUUGCGGUGUUACUGCCAGCUGCCCCGCUUCCCCCCAUCGUUAAGGAACCAACGGAAUCAACAGUUCCAACGAAGCCGGCUAUCUUUAGCUCGCAACAAACCGUGACGGGUACAAUACCGGAGCUACCGCAGGAUACGGAUAGUUUCAGUGAAAUCGAUCUUACCGCUACAAACGAACCGCAAACCUUUUCGCAACCACCCACGAUCGACUACAAUCCGUUGCAGGAUCUGGAAGACACGGACGCAAGGGCAGGUGCCGGACAGUUUGGAGACAACGGCGAGCCAUCGGCAACAUCGUAUUUGCAGCAAACAUCGGCAUUGACCGCCCAGUUUGCCGCACAAUUACCGAACGUCGCAUCAACGGUAUUCUCGACCUUCAGUCGUGUCAUCAAGGGCAACUCACCGGCCCCACCAUCAUCAUUAUCGGCGUCGUCGUACGCUAACGACCCAUCAGUGUACGGUUCGCAACCGGAAUAUCAAAGUACGCCCAAUCCAUAUGAGCUACCAGCGGCCGCAGCGUCGUUAGUGCCAUUAAUAAAUUCAUCCGCGUGCGACCCGCCAUCCUAUCAUCCCCCGUCCGUGGUCGCACCGGACGAUUAUCAGCAUUCGGGACCGCAAUCAUCUGCAGAACUACUAGCAUCGCCACCACCACCACCACCAACGUUCUACAAUCCGGAACAGGUGUCAUCGGCUACUACAGCGCUACCACCACCGACCGCGCCUGGCCUAUCCAACACGUACCGUUUGGGUGGAAGUAAGAAGAAAACGUACGCUCACAUCCCCGGUCUAAGCACUACCACCCAUACGGCUGGUCCAUCUAUACCAACAGCAUUACAAACCCCAACGGUACCAUCUGUGACACUUCCGCCUGUACCACCACCGUUGGCAGUAUCAACAGAUAUCAGGGGUUCAUUCUUUUCCGAAUCUGUCAAUCUAACGGAAGCUAACCACCCUGCGGAAGAACCUCCGCAAAGCAAACCUUCUCUUUUUAGCUACCUUCCGAACAGCAUCCUUGAAAAGCUUCCCAAACCUAGUUUCGGAAGUGAAAAAAAGGAAGAACCAUUAACGUUUCCUGGUGGAAUAUCAAGUGGAUCGGUCGUUGGUGUGUUUGGCGAUGCGAGUGCCGCUCCGGUUAGAAUACCAGCAGCACUGACACCGGCAGCCUCAGUAGCUCCACCACUGUUGAACAGUGCAACACAGGGAACUGCAUCAGCGUUCUUUACGCCACCACCUGUGGUCGAAUUUACACCAACUCCUGUUGUUCCGCCGGCUCAAGCAGGUUCCUUUUUUUCAACACCCGCUCCAGAAGUGGGCAUUGAAGCAUCGCAGGAUUCAAUCGUACCGCAAACAGCGACAUUAGCGCAGACAGCACCACCACCACCCGUGUUUUUCUCGCCAGCUCAAAUUCCAACGGUUCGCAACGCACAAGUGGGUCCAGCUGCUUCAAAAACAAAUCCAUACAGCUCAACGCGUCUCACAGGUGGUGCUGGACGGUAUAAGAAUCCACUCGCGCCGAUUGUACCACCCGCUGCUGGCUCGGUGUUUUUACCAAAUCAACCCCCGCCAUUAGCUGCUGGGCAAUCGGGAAAAGUACCUUCGGUCGAACCAGUACCGGUUGUGCCAACAUUCACUCCACCGAAUAUUUUUACUCCACAAUCAGUUCCAUCAGCGCAGUUACCUGUAGCUCCGGUUUCAACUGUUACUUCCACUACACCCGUUCCGGUAGUAUCCGAAGAACAACCCGCCUUUGGUUGGGUAUCGAACUUGCAAGAAAACAGUGUCCAGCCUGCGCCGGCACCAGCUUCUACAUACCAAGGAAUCCAUUCAGUCAAUCAGCAAACCCAACAACAGUCAGAUCCAGCUUACCAAGAAAUCGCUUCAAAUCAACAAUCGGAAAACUAUGGUUCAACAGUAACCCCCGACCUUAAACCGCCUUAUCCAGUAUCGAUAUUUAAUCCUUAUGCUUCUGAGCACGAACAGCAAGCUGACGGUACUUUUAACGAUCAACAGUCUAUAGCGCCGAUAGCAACAUCUAGCUAUAAACCAGAAAAUCUUCCUCUCACGCCAACAACUGCACCUAUUCCAGCUUUUCCCCCAUUUCCUGCUCCAUUAGCUCCUGCUGAAUCAGUGCAAAAGCAACUCGAUACUUUCGACAUUGGAACGUCGGCAAUUGAACCAGCAGGUACUAUUACGUCCACAUCAGAUAGCGCUCAAAUCUUCUCAACGCCGUUCCUAGGUACAGCACCACCUCAGCCGGUUGCUAACGCAACAAAGCCUAUCGUCGACAGUCGUUCUAAAUCGAGCGAAAACGUUCUUUCGCCACCACCGCGACCGAACUCCAAUCUAAGCGAACCGGCAGCUAUCUUUCCCGGAUCGGUUCCACCGGCAGACAUUUUCUUACCGGAGUUCUCCGGACCGGGAUCAAACGUGCUGCGUGGAAAACACAACCAAGAAGAAGGAAAUCUUAGCUCAAUACCGGCGCAAGAUACUAACGGAAAUAAUUUGUCUAACUUUUUUGCUACAAAUACUGCUGUACCAAACUCUGGUUCUUCCGGAAAACUGUUUGAAGAUCCGCGAAGCAACGCAAAUUUAAUAUUUCCCGCACAAGCACAGCAUCAGCAGACAAAACCGACGGUAUUUCCAACAGCUGAACCGACACCGGCUAUAAAUCCGGUUGAUUUUUUCAACAGUAAUACUAUCGUAUCGGAAGAAACGGUCGUUGGAGAUAAUUCAGUCACAACGGGUCAAACAAUUUCAUCCGUACCGCUAUUCAACUUUUUCGGUCGUAGCGCAGACCCUCCUGUUGUGGCACCCGUUGCCGUGAUAGCACCAGUAGAAAAAGCGCCUGUUCCGCAAGUUUUAUUAGAAUCAACGGACGGUAAUCAACAGAAAACUGUAAAACAAGCAAAAUCUGCUACUGAUCAAGCUGCAUCAGCGUCUUCCGUAUCGAACGUUAGCAGUUUUAGCAACCUGAACGAUCGCUUCGAAGAGGAAGGCGAACAGGAAGCGACACGUAUAGAAAACGCUUCCAACGAACCAAUCUUUAGUAGCGAUAAUUUGUUUGAUUUCAAAUCGUCCGCUUAUCAGGACGGCGGACUGUAUUCGCGAGACACCGGGCGCACUUACGACACGUACGACGGAAACAGCAGCAUGGCAGCGAUGGCCACAACGAGCGUUGGUGCACAGGAUGCCACUACUACGAACACAGGCACAUCGAUUGCGGAAUCGAGCACCACCAAUAUUGCCUACCGUCCGACAUAUAACCACUGGUUCUACCGGCGCGAAGUGGAAGGCAAAAGCGUGUGGUCUCCAUUCACCAUGGCUGAUUCGAUGGCGCUCGAAGACGGGUUGACGAUCCUGUUGGCAAGGGGAGAAACCGAAGCGGAAAACGACAGCAAUCCGCCUGUGAUCGUACAUACGGAUGGUGGACGGUACGAUGUAUCGAUUAAAGAACGAUCCCGAACUCCAGUCUAUUGGAAGGGGCCAGCAAACGAGGUUCGACGAUGUUCCUGGUUCUACAAAACCGUCGACUCUCGGUUCGUACCGUACGAGGAGGAAGUAGCUGAUCUGCUCGAGCGGGAAUACAAGGAAGCGGCCACCUCGGGCGAAUGGCAUCGGCGCGUUACGAUCCCGAAUGGUGAAACGGUCGUGUUUCACGGACCGUCCGUUAUCGUACACUUCCUGCAAACACAGAAUCCCGAUACGUGGGGCGGUGGUAGUUCCCCGGUACCUGCUACAACCAAUCGACCCCGGGUGGUGAAGCGUGGCAUCGACGAGUUUAACAUUGAUGAUGAUGAACCGGAAAAGAUCGAUCAUUUGCUGUUUAUGGUGCACGGUAUCGGUGAGGCUUGCGAUUUACGGUUCCGGCGCGUUGAGGAAGUAGUGGACGAGUUCCGUAGCAUUUCAGCCCAACUCGUACAGAGCCACUAUCGGUCAUCGUUUGAUCGGGGCGAUGUUGGCCGUGUGGAGAUCCUACCCAUCUCCUGGCACGAUGAUUUACACUCGGAAGAGUCCGGUGUAGAUGAAAAGUUAAAGUCGAUAACACUCCCUUCGAUUCCGAAACUGCGCCACUUUACCAACGAUACGCUGCUAGAUGUUCUGUUUUAUACUAGCCCAAUGUUUUGUCAAAGCAUUAUCGAUGCGGUAGGAAAAUCGUUGAACCGAUUGUAUGCGCUUUUCUGUCAGCGCAAUCCUUCGUUUAACGGGCGCGUUUCGUUGGCGGGACAUUCUCUUGGAUCGUUGAUACUUUUCGAUCUGCUGUGCCACCAGAAGCGAGCCGAGCAGAAGCAACCGAGCGAGCCAGAAAAUUCGGAGAAUCCCGAUGAUGAUUCUGUGUCACCGCUAGCAUCACAUCAUGCCGUAGUCAAGCAUCGACCACUGGUGCGCAAAUGUUCUCAGCAAAUCAACUAUGAAGUUGGCCCCGCCGGUACAGGUCAACCGUACAUAGCGUAUCCGCAGCUAAUGUUUCAACCAAAAAUGUUCUUUGCCCUCGGAUCACCGAUCGGCAUGUUCGUGACGAUACGCGGCAUAGACGCACUGGGACUAGACUUUAAGUUGCCGACGUGCGACGGAUUCUUUAACAUCUUCCAUCCAUACGAUCCAGUAGCGUAUCGCAUCGAAGCACUUGUCAAUCCCGAACUGAGCACACUAGCACCGGUGCUAAUUCCACACCACAAAGGCCGCAAACGGAUGCACUUGGAGCUAAAGGAAACCGUGCUCCGGGUUGGCAAUGAUUUACGACAGCGUGUUACGGACGUGUUCCGCAAUACAUUGGACACGGUGUAUGCGCUCACAGCGAUGGGCUCACGUCCUGAUUCGAAAGCGAUAGAAAAAGAGGUAGAUAAGGUACUACAGGAUCAGCUGAAGUUUGAAACGACCGGAUCGACAUCCAACCUGUCUGGAAUGAGCGAUGUUGAUAGUGGUGAAACGACCCUACCACUCGGAAAGCUAAACCAAUCCCGGCGUGUCGAUUACGUGCUGCAGGAGGCACCGUUCGAGUUCAUCAACGAGUAUUUGUUUGCGUUGACUAGCCAUGUGUGCUACUGGGACUCGGAGGAUACAAUGUUGUUUUUGAUGAAGGAAAUCUACAGUAGUCUUGGCGUACAGACCGAUCAUCAAGUGCCACAACAGACGAUGACUAUUGAGCGACCACUCGCUGCCACCAGUCCGGUUGUAGCACCUUCGAAUUGUUCUUUAAAUAGUAAUUACAAUCUUUUCCCCCAUGACCUGCAGUCCGCACGGGAGGGUCCCGACAAUCGACUAUAGUUUCCGAGACGGCAUAAAGGGCAUGACACUAGUUCCGACUGUUUGUCAAACACCAUGAACGGGGCCAUAGGCUAUCCGUACGGUCGUAUCCUUAGUUAGUUGCUUAACUCAUUUUUAAGUGGUCCUUAUUUAAGAACAUUUUAAUAGCAAAGAGGCACGAUGUAAAAUCAUAUGUUCCGUUUUUAGAUGGUUUCAUCCAGCUGUUGUUUGUUUAGUUCGUUAAUUUUAUUAAAACAAGAAGCGGACUUUGUGAGACUUUGUGUGGCAAAUAGCCGGUUCUGUUUAGUCAGUUUAGUAGAUGUAUGAAACUUAAUAUGUCAACGCAGUACAGCGCACAUUGUAUCGUGCUAGGUUAGGCAAAAUAAAAUAUAACAUAAAGCAGAA
This is a messenger RNA of Anopheles funestus (African malaria mosquito), 6412 nucleotides long. It is a transcript of the gene PAPLA1, whose product is annotated as mucin-2. The coding region runs from base 647 to 6028 and encodes 1793 amino acids. Lineage: Eukaryota; Metazoa; Arthropoda; Insecta; Diptera; Culicidae. Gene Ontology annotation, molecular function: metal ion binding. Gene Ontology annotation, cellular component: COPII-coated ER to Golgi transport vesicle. The transcript has 4 exons. The record is from RefSeq and is a predicted model, not a curated record.